AUGGCCGACAAGCUCUCGGACGGUAUCCACACCUUUCAAGCUGGAGACAACACCCUCAGCUACCACAUCACCCCGUCCAAGAAACCCAAUGCGCCGCUCUGGGUAACCCAAUCCAUCCACUGGGGUCCCGGACGACAAGUCUACGUGAACACCCUCGCACCCAUCCUAUCCAAACACUACACCGUGCUAGACUUCUCGCCCCGAGGAAACGACGAAUCGUCCCGACCGAAAAACGCCUCUGGCAUCGAUGACCCCUCCGCCAUGAGUGUCACGCACGUCACAGACGACCUCGAAUCCCUCCGAAAAUACCUGAGCCUCGAAGCAUUCCCCAUCCUCGCCGGCCACAGUCUCGCUGGCGUCAGUAUCCUCCUCUACGCAUCCCUCUACCCCACGCGCGUAGAGACACUCGUCCCCAUCGCCGCAGGUAUCUUCGCAGGCUACGACGGCACCGCCGUCUGGAACCACUUCCGCGACAUUCGGUCCUCCCAACCUCAAUGGAAAUCCUCCUACGAGCGCUGGGCCACCGCGAAAACCAACCCACCCCAAACCGACGAGGACUUCGGCCAGUUCCUCAUGGACGUCUUACCCUCUUACCUCGCGGACCCCGAGAAAUCCUACGCCGCCACCGUCGCCGGCUUCGAGGGCUCGAAGAUGCGGCUGUGGUGUCAGCGGUCGUAUUUCGGUACUAUGGCUGGGGAUCAAGGGUUGCAAGGACUGUAUGAUUUGCUCAAGGAUGUGCGGGCGAAGAGGGUGCUGUUUGUGCAUGGCGAGGAGGAUAUGGCGUGUCCUGUUGAGGCGGCGAGGGUUGCGGAGGGGAGGCUGAGGGAUGGGGCGGAUGGGGUGGAGGUUUUGUUUGAGGGGUUGGGGGGUGUGGGGCAUUUUCCUUGGGUGGAGGAUGGGCGGGAGUUUGAGAGGGUGGUUUUUGGGGGGUUGGGGGAUGAGUGA
This is a messenger RNA of Zasmidium cellare ATCC 36951, 945 nucleotides long. RefSeq lists its product as uncharacterized. The transcript has a single exon. Bases 1 to 945 code for a protein of 314 amino acids. NCBI's taxonomy places the organism in Eukaryota, Fungi, Ascomycota, Dothideomycetes, Mycosphaerellales, Mycosphaerellaceae. The record is from RefSeq and is a predicted model, not a curated record.